GCCGCGACAACAAAUGGUGUCACGUUAAAACGCUCUCGGAUGAAUUCGCCGAGGAGAACGUGUGCAGGUUCUAUCCGAACGAUGAGAAUCUGCGAAUAUCCACGGAGGAAUCGUCGUGGGUUCGUGCAUGUUCCGGGAUUCGAAAUUGUGAUCGCGUCCACGGUGCCUAUAAAAUGUGGUCUGGGCAGCAGUUCCGCCUUGGUCGUCGCGUUGUACACGUUCCUCGAAGUAAUCACGAAUACCCAAACAGCGAACGUGCUCGAAAAAACGCUGGUGUGUCAGUUGGCCCAGAAAAUGGCCACAGGAUCCCCCGAUCACCGCAUCGUCGAUUCCUUGAUUUCUAUUAUUGGAAACGAAGACGAGAUAAUUGCCUUCGAUUCACGGUCCCUGAACAUCAGCAAACAAGAUUGGCAAACGGUCAACGCGGAAAUGGUCCUUAUCGGAUUUCCCGAGUUCGAUCUCGAGGAAUCUGCGAAAUACCGUUCAGACACGACGCGGCGAAAAGAAAUCUUGAACAUCAAGAACACGAUCGCCCGGUGGCGAACGAACCCAGACGGCGAUAAGAUGAUGCGACGUCUGUACCCGGAAGAAACGAUGACCUUGACCGAGAAUAUCCGCCAGGAAGAUAAGAGGAUAUCGGAAAUAAUGAAAACAAUUCAAACGAAACGAUGGAAGAAGCUGGGUAUGGUGUUAAACAUUUAAAAACAUUACGCAGUUCGAUUUUUCACAUUUUUUUUAUCCAUUGCAUAGUUUUAAUAAUGUAUAAUAAUCCAUAUAAGCAAGUAUUUUACACAGCUUGUUAAAAUAUUACAUCCAAUAAAUGAUAUAUUAUUUAGGCUUUUAUAUAUAUAUAUUCUUUCUCUAGAAUAGUAAAUUGUGUCUCUCACUUGAAAUAUGUUUCCAAAAACUUUACAGUUUAGGUACCACGCAUCUGCCCCAAGAAAGUGUCGAACUUAUUCCUGCAAAAUUUUCCGAUGAUUAUGUAUAAUGAAUGUUACAGGAAAACUCUUGUGGGAAAAUUAUCGAUACACGCGUAAAUCCUUGAAUUAUCUGCCAGACGAGAUCGAACGUGUCAUGACUGCGUUGGAGUCUACGGAUGGUGUUUUAGGAGCAAGUCUCAUCAGCCGCGGUCGCGGCGCUUCCAUGUUCGCAUUGGUAAUCAUUUUUCUUAGUAACACAAAAUGACUAUUUAAAAGAAAAUAUCGGAAACAGAAGACUAUUACUUUUGAACUUAUCAUUUACAACAGAAAGAUAACAAUAUAAAUUAAACAGCAACGUUAUUCGAUUACCCUCCGCAA
Molecule: messenger RNA, 1298 nt
Organism: Nomia melanderi (Alkali bee)
Lineage: Eukaryota; Metazoa; Arthropoda; Insecta; Hymenoptera; Halictidae
Molecular function (GO): ATP binding
Source: RefSeq, a predicted model, not a curated record